AUGUCCAUCUUAUACUUUUUAAAUCAACCAGAAACGCGUUCUCUUACCGUCCUCCUUCUACUUGCUGUUAUCACACCAAUACUAGCAGCUUAUACAUCAUUAUUUCCACCAAUUCUCUGGCUUAGUCUGACAUCAAAUUAUGUUUAUCUAUUCCUUUAUUUUAUUUUCGUUUGUUUUAUUACACGACUUAUUGCACGCGGUGGUACAUACAGUGAAAUUAAUAAGUUGAACUUGAAAGGAAAAACGUAUUUGAUCACAGGAAGCGCCGGCGGACUCGGUAAACAGACAGCUAUACAACUUGCUAAACGUGGUGCACGUGUCAUACUCUUUGCACGUCAAUCAAAUCUUCAACAAGCUAUUGAUGAUGUUAAAAAACAAUCAAAAUCAGAGGACAACGUCAUUGGGUUUCCACUUGAUCUCAGCGAUCUAUCGUCAAUUAAAAAAUGUGUUGAUCUCUACCAUCAAAGUGAAGGUAAAGAUGCACAAAUUAGAGCGUUGAUCAAUAAUGCCGGUGUUAUGGCUUGUCCAUAUAAACAAACAAAAGAUGGUUUUGAAAUGCAAAUGGGUACAAAUCAUUUUGGACAUUUCUAUUUAACAAAAUUACUUUUACCACAAUUACGAAAAUCAAAAUCACGUGUAGUCAAUGUUUCAUCGACAGGACAUGCCUUAUGGCAAGUACCAUGUACACCAGAAACCUAUGCACAACAAUUGAAUGAGAAAACAUAUAAUCCAAUGAAUGCAUAUUCAUUAAGUAAAAUAGCAAAUAUUUAUUUUGCAAUUGAAUUAGAUCGACGAUUUGGGCUACAAGCAUAUUCACUACAUCCAGGUGCUGUUAAUACUGAAUUGCAACGUUAUAUGGGAUUUCUUACUGUAUUACGUCCACUGACAUUGCUUAUAUUUAAAACACCAUUGGAAGGAGCACAAACACAAUUGUAUUGUGCAUUGGCUGAUGGUGUACGACCAGGUGAAUAUUUCGCUGAUUGUAAACAGAAAGCCUAUGGAAAUCCACAUGCUGCUGAUAAGGAUAAGGCAAAGGAAUGGUGGGAUUAUUCAGAGAAGAUGUUAAGUGAAAAAUUGAAAUGA
Didymodactylos carnosus is the source of this 1083-nucleotide messenger RNA. Lineage: Eukaryota; Metazoa; Rotifera; Eurotatoria; Philodinida; Philodinidae. The record is from the annotation of a GenBank genome assembly.